AUGCAGUACCGCGAGUUUGCCGAUAGCGUGCUGCCGCUUGCCGACAAAGGACACUACCACCCGUCACAGCAGGUGGCCAAGCGCUCACGGAGUGACGAUGAACAGCCGGAACCGAAGCGAACACGGACUGAUGCCGGCGGUUCCGAGAUUGAAAAGAUGAGGGCGGACAUGGAUGCUCUCAGGGCUGAGAAUGAGCGGCUCAAGGCUGAGAACAAGCAGCUCAGGGCUGAGAAUGAGAAGCUCAGGAAUGCCAGUCGCACUUCUGCUUCUUUCGUCAAGAAAGAGGAAGUCGAGGAUGAUGAUGCCGAAACUCUCAGCGAGGAGUUCGACAGACUUGUUGAAGAAGAGUUUGCUCGAAUAAGUCGGUGA
This is a messenger RNA of Alternaria ventricosa, 369 nucleotides long. RefSeq lists its product as uncharacterized. The coding region runs from base 1 to 369 and encodes 122 amino acids. The record is from RefSeq and is a predicted model, not a curated record. The transcript is spliced from 2 exons. NCBI's taxonomy places the organism in Eukaryota, Fungi, Ascomycota, Dothideomycetes, Pleosporales, Pleosporaceae.